AUGAUGUAUGCGACCAUGUCCUCGUCGCCGCGAUCUCGAGUGCCCUCGGUUGUUCAGGUCUUGGUUACCGUGGCUGUCAUUUUUGCCGCUCAUGCCCAAGCAAAGUUUCUGAAAGCGGAUCUGAAAUGGCCUGGCUUUCGGAAGUUCCAAGACGACCUUCAACCAAGCCUCACCGAUCUGCUGGCGUUCAGAGAGCCUGACAAUGACCCGACAUUUGAGAAGGCUAUACACGUGGUCAAUAACCUCGCCAGCCAAUCCACCUGCCAUCAAGCAGCCGCGGCUCAGUUGCUGAUUACUUGUAAAACUGCUGGCACAAGCCUCAGCCGGGAACAAGGGAAACAUGAACUACUAGAGAGAGCCCAGUCAGUCUACGCUGUCAGAGUGGCUGUCUGCGAGACUGGGGAGGGCAGAGCAGCAGUUCCCUCCCCUUGCAAGCCUAUACUCGACAUCCCUCAGCGACUUGAUCACGAAAUUGAUGUGGUCAACAGCAAAGUUUUGGCUUCUUGUCUCGAAGCGUUGAUUGCGGAACAUUAUUACUGGACGAGCUACAGCAACAACAGACAGGAUGCCAACACUCUGUGUCAAGCCACCACCAUCGAGUCCACCAGAUUGGAAGCACUUCGGUCCUAUCAAAAGCUGGCGCAACUCCUUCCAGAGUUUCGUGAUGCGUUCGGAUCCACUCGGUCUCAGUGGUUGACUUUCCUGAAAGAGCAGCAGCAUGAGAUGCGGCAUGUGAGCAAGCUUCUGCAGGAAAAUCAGGACGAACGUCAAGCACAGCAUAGACAUGAGCUUAACACCUUCCGUGACGCGAUGAAUAGGGCUAAAGAGGGCUUACAUGACGCAUUUCAGACUCUAAAGGGAGCUAUGGCUGGCACAGACGCGCAUGUGACCCAUACCAGUGAGGCUCUUGGACACAUACUUGCUGAUUCGGCCAAACUGCGAGAUCUGCUGCGCGAGGCAAUCACAACCACUGGCAAGCAAUCCGCUGAGGUGGCUGCAGCCCAAGAACAGGAGAUGAACAACGUUCGUGAGCUUGCCCUUGCUACUACAAGAGCUCUGAAGAACAUACAGGCCGAUGCAGUGGUCCAGGAUGUCGGUGAGCUUCUUUAUCGUGUUAGGAACAGUCUUGAUGAGAUCUCUGGUGCUCAGUCGACGCAAUUAGCGCGCGUAGGGCAUCAUCUGCAACUCAGCGAAGAACUGUCUGCAGCCUAUAGGGCUAAUCUUGCUUUGGGCGAACGGAUGAAACAUGUCUCUGCGUCUCUUGCGUCCGAACUCGACACUGCAAGUGCUACCGCCGGACGAGUGUCCUCCAAACUUGACAGAGUCAAUCAAGUGUUGACGCGUGUUGAAGCGGCGUCUGCUAUUCUCAGCUCACUUUUCGCCGUCAUCACUAUACCAUGCCAGAUGGCGGAGCAUCUUCAUUUAAGGUUACUGGGCCUCUUUGCGAUGCCGGCAUUACUAGCGUCUUUCUGGAAGCCAAGAAAGUAUUCAUAUAUACUGAUGGCUUUCUACGUAUUCCUCGAAAGUCUCAUAUCCUUAGUCGCCGAAUACCACGACAAAAUCAUCGCUUGUUUGCAGCACCUAAGCCACCAAUCUCGAGCGAUGAUAUGGAAAUCUGGAUUCAACGUCUAUUGCAAGCAAUUAGGGAUUGCUGCGUCAGGGAUGGUCAUUCUCCUCUGUUGUUUUCUGCUGGGCACGCACCAUACCCCACCGAAGUCAAAAGCCACCUUUCCUCUAAAGUCUAUCGAAGAAGUUGAAGACCUUCCUAUUGCAAAACGAUUUUACUCGGAAGACAGGUUACGGAAUGGCAAAAGUUUGCGGCUCCCCAGAGACCGCUACCGACGGGCGGCAACGGUCUGCUAG
Molecule: messenger RNA, 1863 nt
Organism: Cladophialophora bantiana CBS 173.52
Lineage: Eukaryota; Fungi; Ascomycota; Eurotiomycetes; Chaetothyriales; Herpotrichiellaceae
Exons: 5
Coding region: 1-1863 (620 amino acids)
Biological process (GO): nuclear membrane fusion involved in karyogamy; karyogamy involved in conjugation with cellular fusion
Cellular component (GO): endoplasmic reticulum membrane
Source: RefSeq, a predicted model, not a curated record